Messenger RNA from Lampris incognitus (smalleye Pacific opah), 1337 nucleotides. It is a transcript of the gene med10, whose product is annotated as mediator complex subunit 10. The record is from RefSeq and is a predicted model, not a curated record. NCBI's taxonomy places the organism in Eukaryota, Metazoa, Chordata, Actinopteri, Lampriformes, Lampridae. The transcript has 4 exons. Gene Ontology annotation, molecular function: transcription coregulator activity. Gene Ontology annotation, cellular component: chromatin; mediator complex. The coding region runs from base 109 to 513 and encodes 134 amino acids. Gene Ontology annotation, biological process: positive regulation of transcription by RNA polymerase II.
AGUCGUAGCGCAGUGAAAACCGGCGAGUAAUGAUGCAUUGACAAAAUAAUUUUCGUUGAUAUAGCGACCUAUGUUAAUUAGAAGUGAUAUUAUAUUGAAUUACUAAAAAUGGCCGAAAAGUUUGAUAACCUCGAAGAGCAUCUCGAGAAAUUUGUCGAGAAUAUUCGACAGCUGGGAAUCAUCGUGAGCGAUUUCCAGCCCAGCAGCCAAACAGGACUCAACCAAAAACUCAACUUCAUGAUCUCUGGACUGCAAGACAUAGAAAAGUGUCGUCAACAGCUCCAUGAAAUCAAUGUCCCACUCGAAGCUUUUGAAUACAUUGACCAAGGUAGGAACCCUCAGCUGUACACCAAGGAGUGUCUGGAGAGAGCCUUGGCGAAGAACGAGCAGGUCAAAGGGAAGAUUGACACCAUGACGAAAUUCAAGAGCCUGCUAAUCUCAGAACUUAGUAAAGUCUUCCCAGAGGAGAUGGCCAAGUAUAAGGCCAUACACGGGGACGAUCCUCCAUCCUAAUGCCUGCUGCACUACGACCUCCGACCUACAACCUCACCCUGAGGAGAGGGGUUCACCGAGCAGGAUCUAUUAUAACUUCAAACAAUAUAUGCUAACAAACUCUUUAUUUAUCACACAUUUUGUAUUGCUCUGUGGUCGCUGCCGACCGUUGUCCCGAGGAAGAGGCGUUUGUUGGAAUCCAGCAGCUUGACUCUGCUAAAAUCGAAAUCUUGUUACUUUAAAAGAGUCUUUUUUUGUUUUUGACUUCCUGCUCGAACAUGUUUUGAUACCAGCUCACCCCCACCCGCCGCCGGCUCACAUGUUAAUUCUAAGUUACUUGUAGUCGAUACAGUCUGGGUGUAUUCGGCAUGGGCUCAUGCACUCAUUUGGCUUUUCAGUAUCACAGCUGUUGUGUAAGGCAAUCUGUUGUGUCACACAUCAGCGUUCACAACGGGGGGGGGGGAGAGGGUGCUGCUUGGGGUUUAUCGAGCUUCCGAAGUCACACAUGACCGUGUUGAUGUCCUUACCGGUAAUAUGAUUUUGCAACAGAAUGUCAAUUCAACUUCCGACCCCCCCCCUCCCCCCUCGGUUGUAAAUAUUUUUGUACUCUUUCCUGUACUUUUUUCUUUUUAAUGCCGUCUCAGCAUUGUGCGACAUAACAGAUUUGUACAGCAAUUCAUAAAAAUUUGUAUCAAGCUCAGGUUCCCGAUGGCCAUGAAAACCGAAUGCAAAUAUCAUCUGUGUGGUAACUUUGUGCCAGACCACUUGGACGUGGUCAGAAAUUAAUUUCUGUUUGAUACUUGUUUGUAUUAUGAUUUUGGUUAAUAAAUGAUGCUCUUGUUGGA